Phragmites australis (common reed) is the source of this 1666-nucleotide messenger RNA. RefSeq names its product calcineurin B-like protein 1. Lineage: Eukaryota; Viridiplantae; Streptophyta; Magnoliopsida; Poales; Poaceae. The record is from RefSeq and is a predicted model, not a curated record. The coding region runs from base 645 to 1286 and encodes 213 amino acids. Gene Ontology annotation, molecular function: kinase binding; calcium ion binding. Gene Ontology annotation, biological process: calcium-mediated signaling. The transcript is spliced from 8 exons.
CCAGCGACGGCCGAGGCCGAGAAUAGCAGCGGCGGGGGGCUGCGCCGUGCGCUGUUGCUUCGCCUGCUAUUCUAGACUAGAACCGUCUCCCUCUUUCACCGCCGCACGUCUUGGGCUUUUCCUGGCAGCAGAAGAAGCGUCGAAACUCGAAAGGGACGCGCGCGCAGCCCAUUGGCUGGCCUAACCGAGCCCGAGCGGAACGGGGGAGGAGGAGGGCUCCGCUCUCCCGCUCCCCGUCUCGUCACGGCUCGGCUCGUCUCCGCUCCGGCGCGUGUGCCCGACCAGACUGCGCUCCCGUCUCGUCCGCUCCGCACCUAUUUCCACCAAUCACCGCCGCGUCGCCUCGCCUCCUCACCACCCACCCGCCCGCCUCACAUCGCCAGAAGCAGCCAGACGCCGAGCGGAGCCGCAGCCUCCACCUUCCGAUCCCGCGCCGACGGCCCAGAUCCGCCCGCCCCGCUCGUGCCUCUCGCUCCCUCGCCGCCGCCCCGCGGUGAAGGCGGCUGCGAGUGCGGGGCCCUGUCUAGGCGUGAGCGUGGCGGUGGUUCUUUGAGGAGGCGAUUGGCUUUCGUUUGCUCGCCGCGGAGCCAGGGGAUUGGUUGUCAGUGACUGGUUUGGGUUCUCCGGCCAGACGCGGGGCGGCGAUGGGGUGCUUCCAUUCCACGGCGAAGCGGCAGCACCCUGGCUACGAGGACCCCGUGAACCUCGCCUCCCAGACAGCCUUCAGCGUCAGUGAAGUUGAGGCUCUAUUCGAGCUGUUCAAGAGCAUAAGCGGUUCGGUGAUCGAUGACGGCCUGAUCAACAAGGAAGAAUUCCAGCUUGCCUUAUUUAAAAACCAGAGGAAGGAAAAUCUUUUUGCUAAUCGGAUAUUUGACCUUUUCGAUGUCAAGAAAAGAGACGCCAUUGAUUUUGGCGACUUUGUCCGAGCUCUAAAUGUAUUUCAUCCAAACAUCCCAAUGGAAGAGAAAAUUGAUUUCUCGUUCAAGCUAUAUGAUAUGGAUGGUACAGGGUUUAUUGAACGAAAGGAGGUAAAGCAGAUGUUAAUCGCUCUUCUAGGGGAAUCUGAAAUGAGAUUAUCUGAUGAGAUUAUCGAGACAAUCCUGGACAAGACAUUUUCGGAUGCUGAUGCGAAUCGGGAUGGGAAAAUAGAUAGAACUGAAUGGGAGAAUUUUGUCACAAGAAAUCCUUCCUUGAUGAAGAUAAUGACUCUGCCAUACCUCAAGGACAUAACAACCACAUUUCCCAGCUUUGUGUUUAAUUCUGAGGUCGACGAUAUCGUCACAUGACCAUGAUCCUCUCAUAGACGCAUAGUUAAUGAAAGGAGUUUUUGCUUCCCUCAAAUGAAAAAGGUAGAACCUUCCGUGGAGGGGUACACAACAUGGAAAUUUCUAGCUUUCUCUUGUAUUAUGAUAUGGAAUUGUGCAUCAAAUUGGCUGCCACAGAAGUACGUAACACCUGAUAUUGUAGUUUUCACGCAAGACGCUAGUGCUUUUGUUUUGGUGAUUGAGAGUUAGUACGAAGAGAUGCAACAUUUUUCAUUUUUUUUACCAGUGGGAAGUCUUUGUUUUGUUUGUGAACUGCAAUCUACCUGUGCUGGUCACAGCUUAUUCUUGUCAUAAGUACUGCGUUUUAUUUGAUCAUAUAAAACCUAUAGUUCACACGGUUA